AUGGUGAACAAACGCACCAGGAACAGGCGGCGAGCCUCCAUGACGUAUCACAACGCUCAGCUUCCUGCCACUCCGCCGCAGCGGGAGCGCCGCCACAGCGAGGCCAUCUCCACCAAGACCAGCGAGGUGAGUUCCGCUGAGCCUGUCGUGGACGACCCCCAACUGUUUCCAACGCUGAGGUUGGCCAACGACGGCGAUGUCACGGCAAUGGAAGAAGGCGGACUGAAAGAUGGCAAGAAGAAGAUGGUCAUGAUGUCGCCACGACUGGAUGCGCAGCUCGGGGGUUACCCGCCGGAUUGUGGCACGAAGGAGCUCAAGUAUCUCUCGUACGCCAAAGUCCUGCGAGACCGUGGAAUGACGCACCCAAUGUGCUACUCAACCACUCGUGUGGAUGCGCUGGGGUUUGCCAUGCCUGAGCGGUAUCCGCUG
Molecule: messenger RNA, 429 nt
Organism: Phytophthora sojae
Lineage: Eukaryota; Oomycota; Peronosporomycetes; Peronosporales; Peronosporaceae
Exons: 1
Source: RefSeq, a predicted model, not a curated record